This is a messenger RNA of Rotaria sp. Silwood2, 579 nucleotides long. The record is from the annotation of a GenBank genome assembly. NCBI's taxonomy places the organism in Eukaryota, Metazoa, Rotifera, Eurotatoria, Philodinida, Philodinidae.
AUGAAUUUUCCUGUAGCUAAUUUUUAUGUUAUAUGCCCUGCUGUAACACUUGAUGAUAAAGAUUCAUUGUAUGUUUUCGGUGGAUAUGAUCUACUUUCUGGUCAUACUUUAUUUCGUAAUGAUUUCUUACAGCUUGAAGAUUUAACAUCAAAAAAAUGGACAAAACUAAAGAAUACAUUUAAUAUUAAUAAUAAAUCUCAAGCAAUAUCACCACGAGCGCGAACAUUACUUGUUACAUGUGGUAAUGAUAUAAUACCACCUGAUGGUGGACUUUUUGCAUGUGGUGGUUAUACGAAAUCAUCAUCUGGUGAAUUAAUACCUGUAGCAGAGAUUUUAUGUUAUGAUAAAUCAACAAAACAAUGGACCUAUUUAACUGAUAUACCUAAUCUUAAAAAAUUAAAUAUCGUAGCUGUUGAUAACAAUAUAUUGAUAAUAUCCGAUAAAAUGAAAUCAGAUAAUCCAGACGAAGAAGAUCAAUUUAUUCCAGUAUCAAAAUAUGAUUUAAUUAAUAGAAAAUGGUUAAUGUUGAAUCAAAAAGAAAUUUUAAAUGUUCCAAUUGAAGAAACAAAAACAGAUUAA